This is a messenger RNA of Acaulospora morrowiae, 754 nucleotides long. The record is from the annotation of a GenBank genome assembly. NCBI's taxonomy places the organism in Eukaryota, Fungi, Glomeromycota, Glomeromycetes, Diversisporales, Acaulosporaceae.
UUGCACCGAAUCCGAAAACUUGGACGCCUGGAUUUCAAGAAAAAAAAAGACUGGUCAACAAGUCAUAUCACAAGAAUCAAAGAGGUCAUCGGCUGAUAAAGUUCUGAGCAAACCAAUUCAGUUACAACAGACUUCACUUGUUCAAUUUUGUUCUUCUAGUUCAGAAGAAAAUAGUGAAUCAAAGACAACACCACAAAAACAUGCCUUUGUUAAACUAGAGCUUCCUCAAGCUGACGUAUUUUAUUAUCCUUCGGUCAUAUCUUUAAGAGAAUGCGAUCAAUUCUACUCUGACUUGAGUUUUCUCACUUAUUGGUCUCGCCCAACUUUUAAGAUAUUUGGUCGUCCUUCUUCUGCUCCUCGUCUUACUUGUUCCUUUGGUUCGGAUCCUGACAGAGUUUACCGUUAUUCUGGUACUACCGCUAGAGUGGAUUCUUUAGAGUAUCAUCCUUCUGUUAGGAUACUGAAAGAGAAAAUUGAAUCUAUCUUGAACGUCAAGUUUAAUUUUGUUUUGCUGAAUUGGUAUAAAAAUGGUGAUGAUUACAUAGGAGAACAUUCUGAUGACGAAAGAGAUCUGGUGCGAGACGGUGUUAUCGCCUGCGUUUACUUUGGAAAACGGCUCAUUGAUGGUCAUGAAAGGUGUUACUCAAAAACACUGGAAGCAUUCUAUCCCAAAGGAAAAAAGAAUUACCGGAGGAAGAAUCAGUCUAACAUUCAGACAACUGAAUUGAAAUUCAUGGCAUUGAUUAAUUUCUAG